UUGAAGCUGUUUAAUCAUGAUUUAAGGACUGAUGUCCUAUGAUCUUAUGCUGCUUGAAUUCGAUUCAACGAUAUGGAUGAACGUGAUCCGAUAGAUGUGCAAAGAAACUCAGGGAGACAAUCAUCACGUCGAGUGUUAAUAUCGAUAUUAUCAGGUCAACCGACACCUAGAGGCUCUCCUAGAAGAUUAAAUUCUAGGAUAGUACUUUGGUUGCUAUUGAUCACUCUUUGGGCCUAUGCUGGAUUUUGUAUCCAGUCAAUGUGGGCCCAUGGUGAAAUUGAAAAUAGUUUUGAGUUGAGUGUGAGUGAGAUCAAUAUCAGUAAUGUGUUGACAGAUGAUGAUGUUAAGAAGAUGGAUAUUAACAUGGAAACGAAUGGUGGUCGUGGUGUGUCGAAUAGCGUUGUAUCUAUAAAGAAAAGGAGCAAAAGAUCUAGACGCGGUUCUGGUUCUAGUUCUAGUUCUCGUUCCAAGCGUGGUAGUAAGAAAAAGAUUUUGGAAACUGAAAACAGUACCGGAGUUGAAGUUCAAGAACAAGUUCCACAAACAAAUGCUACUUAUGGGAUGCUAGUUGGCCCGUUUGGUUCGAUCGAAGACCGAGUAGUGGGAUUGAGUCCUGCGAAGCGAUCAGGAACGUGCGAUAGAAAAAGUCAGUUUGCUCGGCUUGUUUGGUCAAAAACAUUUGUCUUGGUAUUCCAUGAGCUUUCGAUGACUGGAGCGCCACUUUCGAUGAUGGAGCUGGCGUCGGAGAUUUUGAGUUGUGGAGGCGCGGUUUCUGUAGUUGCGCUUAGCCGAAAGGGUGGAUUGCUUCCGGAACUUUAUAGAAAGAAGAUCAAAGUUGUUGAGGAUAAAUAUAAGCUUAGUUUUAAGGCUGCAAUGAAGGCAGAUCUUGUUAUAGCAGGAUCAGCUGUCUGUGCAUCAUGGAUUGAACAGUAUCUUGAUCAUUCAGCGUCAGGAUCACGUCGACUUGUAUGGUGGAUAAUGGAAAACCGGCGAGAGUAUUUUGAUCGAUCUAAGCGUGUGCUUAACCGUGUAAAAACAUUGGUAUUUCUGUCCAAAUCACAAUCUAAACAAUGGAUGACUUGGUGUGAAGAAGAAAAUAUUAAACUCAAAUCUGCACCCUCUCUAGUUCCACUCGCGGUCAAUGACGAACUCGCUUUCGUAGCUGGCAUUUCGUGUUCGCUAAACACCCCUGCGUUCACCGUCGAAAAAAUGCUGGAAAAAAGACUUUUGUUAAGAAAAUUAGUGAGAGAAGAAAUGGGAGUAAAAGAUAGUGAUAUGCUUGUUAUGGCAUUAAGCAGUAUAAAUCCCGGAAAGGGUCAUUUAUCGUUGGUCGAAUCGGUACACCUGGCGACGACUAAUAAAAAACCUGGUGGAAUGAUUGAUGAUGAACAAGUUUUCGAAAAAAUGUUGAAUGUGAGUGAAGAAAAGACGAGGAAUGAUAUUAAGCUUCUGAUCGGUUCGGUUGGAUCCAAGAGUAAUAAGGUUGUUUAUGUCAGAUCACUUCUCGGUUUCUUAUCGAAUCAUUCGGGUUUACAAAAUUCAGUUAUGUGGACUCCUGCAACGACACGGGUCACCUCGCUUUAUGCUGCAGCAGAUGUUUAUGUUAUAAAUUCCCAGGGGAUUGGAGAAACGUUCGGAAGAGUGACAACCGAAGCGAUGGCAAAUGGUAUUCCGGUGCUAGGAACAGAUGCAGGAGGUACAAAAGAGAUUGUUGAACACAAUGUGAGUGGUCUUCUACAUCCAACUGGGCAUUCAGGAACCACUGUUCUAUCCAAACACCUUCAAUAUUUGCUUAAAAACCCAUCAGAACGACGACGUUUGGGACUUAAAGGAAGAGAAAAAGUGAAGAAAAUGUACUUGAAAAAGCACAUGUAUAAGAUGUUUUGGCAGGUUCUUUAUGACACCAUGAAAUUAAAGUAAACUAAAUUUGUUUA
Messenger RNA from Helianthus annuus (common sunflower), 1934 nucleotides. RefSeq lists its product as uncharacterized. The record is from RefSeq and is a predicted model, not a curated record. The transcript has 4 exons. Bases 73 to 1920 code for a protein of 615 amino acids. NCBI's taxonomy places the organism in Eukaryota, Viridiplantae, Streptophyta, Magnoliopsida, Asterales, Asteraceae. Gene Ontology annotation, molecular function: glycosyltransferase activity.